Messenger RNA from Serpula lacrymans var. lacrymans S7.9, 399 nucleotides. RefSeq lists its product as uncharacterized. Bases 1 to 399 code for a protein of 132 amino acids. The record is from RefSeq and is a predicted model, not a curated record. Lineage: Eukaryota; Fungi; Basidiomycota; Agaricomycetes; Boletales; Serpulaceae. The transcript has 2 exons.
AUGGCUGAACGUACAGGCAAUGACUUGACAAAUGAGGAGUUGGGGGUAGAGACAGAAGACAACGAGGAAACAGAUUUGAUGGAUGCACUUCGUGCAACAGCGGCUGAAAGGAGAGAGGGAGUAUCAAUGACUAAGCAGCGUAAACUAGAAUUGGACCCUGUUUUAGAUUAUAUGAUUAAUGCUGAUGUGCAGCCAGGCUUAAAGUGUAGGCGAAAAGUGUUUGACCUGUAUUUUGACAACAAAGCUGCUGGUGAGAAUAGCCAGAUUCCAACUAUCACUUAUGUGUCUCAGAUAGUCCAACAGGGUGUUCUUGCUGCCAUAUCUCUAUCUCUCAACCCCUCUUCUGUUGCAACAUACACAAUCCUGAAUGUGCACAUCACCGCAAGAUUAAGACUUUGA